AUUUUGUACCAUAGAAAUUUUCCUUCUCGUGAGUAUCUUGCGGUCUCAUAAUACUCUCGAAUUUUUCCUCACACAUUUUCAUAAUUUUUGGAGUCAUAAUUCGCAUUUCCGUUCCCCUUAUUGUACUGGGUGAGCUAAGGCCAGCCGCCUGCCUAAACCUUAGGUCCGUAACCCUUGCUGCAAAUUAGCUUUCCACACUCAAGUGUAGUAACAAAUUGCUAGGCGGUAUAUAUCUACAUUAUCGAUCUAAGCACACGGCCAUGGGCAGAAGCUUACAAAAAGCUCCAAAGAAAUAUCAUCCAUUCUCACUCUCUUCCACUCGAUCCAACACCCAACUCCCACCUCACAAUUCUCCUUUAAAAAGGCCCCCCACUCCCUUCACUAAGGCACCAUGCCCAAAAUACCCUUCUACACUCUACCUAGCUACUAUACCAUGGCUUCCACCAACCUCUCUCAAUGCAUUUUCAUUCUCUCUCUCUUCUUCUUCUUCGCAUUCACUAGCGCUUGUGUCCCAUGCAUGCCUAAGCCACCGCCUAUCCCCAAGCCUGAGCCACCCCCUGCCCCCAUCCUGCCACCACCAAUUGCUCCUCCAACAGCCCCCAAGUGCCCUAAAGACACACUGAAGCUUGGGGUGUGCGUUGACCUUCUAGGAGGUCUGGUCAACCUAGUUAUUGGGACUCCUCUUUCGAGCAAAUGCUGUGCUUUGCUUGAAGGAUUGGCGGAUUUAGAGGCAGCAUUGUGCCUCUGUACUGCCAUUAAGGCCAAUGUGCUAGGGAUUAACUUAAAUGUUCCGGUGACGCUUAGUUUGUUGCUUAGUGCAUGUGAAAAAACUAUUCCUCCAGGGUUCCAAUGUUGAUGGAAGAAAAAUGGUGGAUUUUGAAGUACCAAAUGGUUCAAGAUUGUGGUCUUAGUUAACUUAAUUGUUAGCUUUUUGUUGCUAAAAUAUGUCGUUUGCUGUUUUGCAAUUUUUUUUAGUACUAUUCAAGGUGAUGUGUGAUUUGUUGUUUUAGUACUAUUCAGGGUGAUGCGUGAUUUGUUGUAAUAAAGAACAUGGCAAAAUCUCCUGCCCCUUGUCUUGUGUA
Molecule: messenger RNA, 1082 nt
Organism: Rhododendron vialii
Lineage: Eukaryota; Viridiplantae; Streptophyta; Magnoliopsida; Ericales; Ericaceae
Product: 14 kDa proline-rich protein DC2.15-like
Exons: 1
Coding region: 392-856 (154 amino acids)
Source: RefSeq, a predicted model, not a curated record